GAGUUAAAGCGGUGCCAAACCGGGUUAUUUCUCCAGUGCGGAUGCAGCAAGAGAGAGCGAGAGAAGGCGGAUGGAAAAAAGAGCCAGCCCCUCUCUUUGACUUUUACUUUCGUUUGUGUUAGAAAACGAAGAGGAGAAAGGCGACAGGGAAAGAGAAACUUCCCUGGUGCCAAGAUGUCCAACAGCGUCCGCUGUAAACUGGUUGACUAUAUCGAUGACCUACGACAUGACGAGUAUAAGAAAUUUAAGAUGCACCUUGAAGAAUAUCCAAUUGAGGAGGGCUACAAGCCCAUUCGGCGCAGUAAGACCGAGAAGGCAGACGCCACUGAGAUUGCGCGACUCAUGGUCUGGGCAUAUGAGGAGGCCAAGGCAUUGCAGAUGGCAGUCAGCAUCUUUGAGAGAAUAAAUAGGAAGGAUCUGUCGGAAAGAGUCAGAAGAGAGAUGCCAUCAUAUUUCCGGCAGAGUACAAAGCCUUUGACCAAGGAGGAAGAAAGAAGAAAGAAUGAAAAAAUAUGUUCAAAUCUCUACGACAAGUUUUUUGGGACUGAGAAAAAAGUGGAGGUGAUAUUGGAUCCCAAGACCGCCUUCCCUACCCUUGUCCUUUCUGAGGAUCGAAAAAGUGUAUAUCUGGGCAGCCAUGCCCAACCUCUUCCCGACAACCCUGAGCGCUUCCGUUUUAUUCCAUGUGUCCUGGGAGCAGAAGGAAUUGAUUCUGGGACCGUGGAAUGGGUGGUGGAAGUGGGCAAGGCCAAAUCGUGGGCCAUAGGUGCUGUCCGGAAAUCAAUAGACAGAAAGGGGUACCCGUACCUCACUGCUACUGAAGGUUGUUGGCUCCUGAAACUGAAUGGGGGAGAAUAUGAGGCUUCUACCACCCCUUCCACCAUUCUUCCACUGUGGAAAUCUCCACAAAGUAUCAAGAUACACCUGGAGUAUGAUUUUGGCAUCCUUACCUUUUAUGAUGCUAAAUCCAUGGAGCGUCUCUUCACCUUCAACUAUCCUUUCUCCGAGGUUAUGUUUCCUUUUUUCCAAGUCUGGGACACAGAGAUCCCCCUGAAAAUCUGUCCUUGUGAUUAA
This is a messenger RNA of Sceloporus undulatus (fence lizard), 1074 nucleotides long. RefSeq names its product butyrophilin subfamily 3 member A1-like. The record is from RefSeq and is a predicted model, not a curated record. NCBI's taxonomy places the organism in Eukaryota, Metazoa, Chordata, Lepidosauria, Squamata, Phrynosomatidae. Bases 175 to 1074 code for a protein of 299 amino acids. Gene Ontology annotation, molecular function: protein binding. The transcript has 4 exons.